GAACGUGCGUGCCGAGUAUACCUCGAGCGAUCGGUUGCCGCUGCAACCCGAGAGUUACCAGUGCCACCGGCACAAGUCCCGCGAUCGGUCACCGACCGUACCUCUCGAUCGGUUCUCCAAUCAGUUCUCCGAUCAGUUUUUCUUCACCCAUCAGUUUAUUUUUUUCUGGUGAGUUUCUUUUCCACCAAUCAAGAUCUUCCGGUGGCAAGUGUCGCGGGUGACGUCGACUGGGACGUUUCGACGGGAAUCGUUCCGGGUCGAUUGCAGUGCAAGGGUCUGGUUAAGGGUGACCGGUUUCGUUACCUUUGAUCCCGGUCAGCAUGGCGCUUCGGUUCCAGGAGAUCGGCCGACCGGCUUGUUUGCGGGUAUAGUGACAGUUGUUGAACGCGAGUGCUCCAUACCAGCAUUUCUUAUUUUUCCUACUGCUCCUCUUCUUCUUCUUCCGUUUCUUCGCGCAGGGACACGAAGACCACCGGCGAUCGAAAUGCCGCGAUACCAGUGAAGGUCGGUGCACACUUGGAGGUUGGUGACGAAGCUAGGUGUGAGUGGGGAGAGUUAAGCGAGGGUGGCAAAUUGAGGUAUAAGCUAGCGGAUCUUAGGUGGGGGCAAGACAGAGCGAAAGGCAGAGUCCACCUGUUAUGAGUGGAAGUAAACUAAAGAGACGGAAAGAUGCCCGAGGUCCAGCGCUCGGACUCUCUCAGAUCGGCCAUUGAGGGAGAGGCCUGCUACCCAUCCGAAAAAGCCAGUUCGCUACACGUUGCUUCUCCUUCCGGUUUGAAGCCUGCUGAAAGAAGCGUCUCCUUCAAUCGAGACGUCCACGUCAAGAGGAUCGGACGUGGAGUACCGCGAGUGACUGCGGCCCUCGUUGGAGAUGGAGAAGGCAGGUUGAUCACCACUCCGAUCCACAAGGAGAGAAUAACCUCUCGCAGCAAGGAAGAUCUAGCACAGGAGGCCGCUCUCGUGCUCCAGCAGGCGGACAGUGUACAUUGCGUGGCGCACGACAAUCGGCGCCUGCCGGGCAGGUUCAGCACACUUCCGGUUCGUCGGAAAGAAAAGCGACCCGAAGUUCCGCUUGAUUCAAGACGAGGGAGUGAAGAUCUCGGUGUCACGACCCAGAACUUGACCGAUACACCAAAGUCAAAAAAGAAAACGCUCGAGAGAAGCCACAGCGAUGCUAGCGCGAAAAAGUUUAAGAACACAAUUGCUAAGCUCUUUUCUCCCAAAUUAGAAAGAAAGAGUAAGUCUCUGAUUCGAAGCGCCAGCGACGCGGGUAGCAGCACCAGGUCGCACAGAAAGAGAAGUGGGAGCGAAAGUGAAGGCUCACACUUUGGUACCGCUAGAGCAAAGAAACCACUUUCACCAAUCAUCGAAGCUUCCCCCCAAGUGGACCAACAACCCUUCCACUUCGGCUACAAAUCUGAACUAAAAAAAUCAAAGCAAGAAGAGGGCAAGGUUAUUGGAGUAUCCGCCAAUAGACCCCCUAAGUCGCCUCGAAAAGAAGAAAAAAUUAUUCCUAUUUCUAUUGAGAAAAUAAUCGACGUCGAAGUGAAGCCUCCCAUACCAGCCGAUCAGAAGGUCGACGUUGACGAGGUGGACCGAGCUGGGAAUAUGUUGCAUAGCAGUAGAUACGAUCAGCAACACGGCGAAGAAUCUACGAUUCAUAAAAUGAUACACCGCUUAUCAAAUGAUCGCUCGCCCCCACCCCAACUCACAAGGACCAUGGUAUCGCCAGGUCCCGGGUUUGGCCACAAUAACAAUCGGCCUUUUUCCUAUACUAGACCCAAUGAGUCUAGUCCUCCACCUCCUCAGAAUGGUGUUAUUUAUGCCCAAGUACAGCUAGACAAGAAGAAAGCACAGAGGAGUCACUCUGACAGCGAUGAAGGUCUCGGUCUUGACCGGAAGGACUCUUCCAGAGAAAACAGUCCGGCAGAAAAGGAAUACCGUAGAACUGAUUACUAUCCCAACGAUCUACGCCGCAAUAAUGAAAUUAACAGUUUUAAAUCUCGCUACGAAGAGAACCGGAAGAAUGCAACACAUUUCGGUGAAUUUAGCAAGAUGGAGUUCCCAAACAGGAUUGCUGAGUCCAAACGGUUUCACGAUUUCGAUGAAAUCGACCGGAACCUUUUUGACAAGCCGGAAAAGUACACAUCUACUAUUUUUGUUGAUGCCUCAAGUCGGGGUAGAGCUGAUGGUAUGGAUGCUAGACGGCGGGAUAGCACUGAGUUCUCAAGACCUGCUGAUAAAGGAGUUUCAAGCAAAACUUCUGAGCUGAGCGCGAGGCGUGACCUCCUCGAAUCUAGAAUAAAGUCUCGGCUCCUCGCGGACGAGAUGUUUGCCUCUAAGAACAGCAUCAAUGUUCCCAAGAAGAGCGAGCACGAAAUCAUCGAUAAGCCAAUCGUCCCCUCGCCCGUGACCCCUAAUCGGGUCGCUUCACCCAAGCGUUACGCCGAUACUUAUAUCACAGAGACGCGGACGAGUAGCAAUGGGGAGAAGUACAUCUUCGAAAAGGAGAUCCACGAGGACAAUGGUAAGGUCUACGGCUAUGAAAAAAAAAUAAACAAGGUUGCGACCGAUGCUUUUAUUGAACCAGUGCCCAGAGAAGGCUAUACCGUCGAAACUAGAACGGACAAGUAUGGGGAUAAGUACAUUGUUGAAACGCGCACUCACGAGGGCUUCGCCGAAGACUUUAAACCAUUCCUGAGUGACAGGUCGAGAAACAGUCCUGAAGAAAAGUUCCAGAGGAUCAGUCCUGAAGAGCACCUACAGAGAUCCUCUAACAGUCCCAAACCGAAUUACCUCAGUGAAGAGCAACGCCGUAUCAGGGAAUCUCGAGACGAAGUGCUCUCGUCGCCGAUAGUCGUCAACAAAUUUGCAGAGCGGAAGUUCUCCAAGAGUGAGGAUGUGCUCAACCGUCACCCAAGGCCCAUCCGAGAGCCUUAUAUUCCCAAGUCAAAAAGGACCUUUGAGUCGAUCCGCGGGCGAAGCAAGUCGACACAGCGGCUCGAUGAAAUCGGAGAGAACAAUAGGGUGAAAUCUCUCAGAAACGAGUAUAAGACCAGAUCGCAUGAGAACCUCAGCACCGCGGAUUACGUAAACGCUAGAGACUUUCGACGUCCUUUUGGCUCGACCCAAAAUGGUUAUAAACAUCGUUCCCAAUUUAUUAAACGUAAUCUCGACGACCUUCGUGAGGGCCCAAAUGAUGAUUACGAUACUGACAUCUCGCAAGUGACGAACAGCCAACUAGAAUCUAAAUACUAUAAAGAAACUCGCACUACCCAAAGGUAUCUCAAGAAGCAAGCUAUACAUGAUGAUUAUGACAGCUCACCUCCUCGAAUAAGGGUCGACCGCGGCGGGUAUAAUUCAAGCAGAUACGAUUCAGACACGACAGCACGAGACUCAAUCAGGUGUGAAACGCGUUUCUCUGAUUCCUCCCGUGGAAUCAGGAAGGAAUACAGAAAAGUUGAAGACGAUCCGAAAAAGCCGCUUCGAAGGUCACGCAACCGAUUGGAUUAUCUUGAUGAUUCCGAUGCGAGAGACAGUCUUCGUGGUAAGACCUCUAACGGAAGGUUGGAGACAUUUGAUGAACCACCCUCGCGACCUCCGAGGGUUCACCACGAGAGCAAACUGCGCCACAUGCGGCACGAGACAAGGGGUCAUAUAGAACGGCGACAUCGGGAAACACGCCUCAGUGAUCCGGAUCGAAAGGAUCGCCUUGCAGAUUCGGGAAUUGAGAAUGAUUAUCGGAGGGAUUCUCAGGAAGCAGAUAGACGUGAACCUCUUGAGUCGGAGGAUGAGGGAUUUGCGACCUUGCAGUUUAUCAAGCAUGAGCGAAGGCAUACUGACAGAAAUAUGAACUUGACGCCUUCAGAAAAGCGAAAGUACGAUAAGUAUGUUAUUGAGACGAAAAACACGGUGACCUCGAAACCACCAUCAGGUGCUGAUAAGAAAUACGAGAAAAAGGCGGUGAAAAAGAGUGGGACCAUGAGCAAGGUGAAGCAGUUGUUUAGCAAAAAGGAGAAGAAGGCUAAGGAGGAGAAGAAUAAGAAAAACUUCAGGAGCAGUAAUAGUGGCGCUCAUACUGAUGACGAAGUGAUGACAAGAUACAGGGAAUAUCGAGGGGAUCAGCUAAGAAGUGCAAGAAGUGCCCGUGACCUUGGAAGCGACAUUAAUCAGGAAGAUUACAGUCAGCGGAGACGACUAUCAACACCGAGUGGAAGUCCCAGUCCUCCUCAACCAGCAAGACUAUCCAGAUCCACGGGUACUCUAACCAGAGAAGAGGAACCUUUUAAAAACACCCUUACGAGAGAAAAUCAAGGCCAGGAGGCUGAAAGGAAAGGAUGGUUCAAGUCACUGUCUAGAAAAACGAAAUCCAAUUCAAAGCCUCUUGAUAAGAAGUCCAGGAUACCAGAGAGUGAAAUUUUGACGACCGGCACGGAAGAUGAGGAAGUCUCAUCAGCGCCGGAACGAGUUUCUGUGCAGAAGAAUCUUCGCUUCUUUGGUGAUACAGAUCAGGAGUCUAUAACAUCGAAUCGAGACCGCAGAAAUAAACGAGCGGACGACCACGCAGCGACGAGGCGUGAUGUAACGAAUUCAUCUCGGCAUACUCUGGGGAUCAUCACAAGUCCUAGAAAACCCUCGAGGCUCACUGAGAGCGCAUUGUCGUCUGGAGAAAGCACCACAGGCGACAGCAGUCAACAAAGCCAGAAUUCCCAAAGAUCGCAACGAUCCGUUGUUUACCUUCACGCUGCAACAGUCGGUGAAAUUCCUGGACCAAACGAAAGACGCAGAGCAGCAAGUCGUGAAGAAUUAAAUCGUCCUUUACAACCCCAAACAAGGACUGUUUCCAGAAGUGUGAGUGUCCUCGCACCUUGGAGACCGAGAAAUUAUCGGGAACCUUAUGAAAUCAAUUAUGAUCAGCAACAGCAUCAAAAACCAAUGACGACUAUGAGACGCAGGCAGAGGAGUCGCGAGACAUUAAGUCGUCGUGGCAAAGAGGCUAGGCGAAGCAAAGAUAAUCUGUCGAAAACAGGAACGAUAAAUCGCAGCACGCUGAAGUCGAAAGACAAGCAAAAGGUGGACAGAACAGUUUCCACGGAGUCGUUGGCCAGCAAAUCCCGAAGCGUGAGUUCUAGGCCGGAACUGAGCAGAUCCACUUCCGUCCCACGUGACCCUAACAAGAGCGCGGGAUGGUUCAAACUGAAGAGCAAAAAAUCCCGGUCCUGAAUGAAAGGCCAUUGACCAAUGCUAGUCUUGAGUUUCAUAAGUUUAACUCUUACUUCUUCGCGAUUAAGAUUCACCUAUAUAUAGUAUAUAUAAAAUAAAUAUACAUAUAUAAAUAUAUAUAUAUGAAACAAAUCGAUGUAAUAUGCGCUGAGCGUUAACGCGAUUGUCUUCUAUAACUGUGCAAUAGAAGAGAAUCGACUGCGAUUCUUCUUAAUCCAUUAAAUGAUUCCGCGUACUAACGAGAUAGUUGCAAAAGUCUCGCGCGAAUACACACGCACUAAAAUCCAAAUCAAAAACAGUAAAAUGUAUUCUGUAAAAAAAUGUUUAUGUAAAAAGAAAAUUUAAUUGUAAGCAGUUUUGAGACAAAAUAGUAUUCGUUGGUGACAUAGCGUAACCUUCUCUCUACCUAAUUUACUGGCUUAAAUUUUCUGCGUUAGACGAGAAAGAGUUCGAGUUGCGAUGAAAAUGUAAAGCGGUUGGAGGAAUUGUUUUGUUUUGAUUUCAAAGUAGUGCUUUUUUGAUUGAGAGAGAAAAAAAUCUAACUCGCCGUGAAUUAGUGCCAUUUCUACUCGACCUUGUGUUUACACUCGCUGCAAUUUCGAGAAAAAUCAAAAUUACAGUGAAUAUGCGUUACUUUUACUGUAUAUUGAAUUUAAGGUUUAAGAGGAAGUUGAAAUAUGAGAGUUUGGAGGAUGAUUGCAAGCGAGUGGAAUUUUGCAAUUUUAGGUGAUUUCUGAAUUUCAGAGAUGGAAGGUGAAUCUAUCACUUGCGAUGAAAAAAAUGUCUUACUGUUUACACUUCAUACCUCAGGGGCCGUCCAUUAUAUACUUUGAAAAUGGGGGGAGGGCAAUCUAAUGUUGGUAA
Messenger RNA from Belonocnema kinseyi, 6087 nucleotides. RefSeq lists its product as uncharacterized. Lineage: Eukaryota; Metazoa; Arthropoda; Insecta; Hymenoptera; Cynipidae. The transcript is spliced from 8 exons. Bases 670 to 5223 code for a protein of 1517 amino acids. The record is from RefSeq and is a predicted model, not a curated record.